AUGGGACUGAAUACAUUUGCAAACCGAACGUACAAUGAUUUAACACAAUAUCCAGUAUUCCCUUGGGUGAUCAAAGAUUACACCUCAGAUACGAUCGAUCUCAAUGACCCUGCCACAUACAGAGACCUCUCAAAGCCUGUCGGUGCUCUCAAUGAGAAACGUUUAAAGAAUAUUCUGGAGCGAUAUGAAGCCUUCCAGGACCAAUCCAUUCCUAAAUUUCACUAUGGAUCUCACUACAGUAGUGUCGGUGUGGUCUUAUUCUUUUUGUUGAGAUUGGAACCAUUCACAAGUUACAAUAUCAAACUACAAGGAGGCCAAUUCGAUUUGCCAGACCGAUUGUUCCACUCCCUACCUGUGUCUUGGGAAAAUUGUAUGACUUCCAACUCUGACGUGAAAGAACUCAUUCCAGAAUUCUUCUACAUGCCUGAAUUUUUGAGAAAUAACAAUGGUCUAAAUCUUGGUGUGAAACAAAAUAAGGAAGUUGUCAAUGAUGCUAUUUUACCACCAUGGGCUAAGACUCCAGAAGAAUUUAUUCGAAUCAACAGAGAAGCUCUUGAAAGUGAAUAUGUCUCAAAUCAUUUACAUGAAUGGAUUGACCUUAUUUUCGGAUACAAACAAACGGGUGUGGAAGCAGAAAAAGCUCACAAUCUAUUUUACUAUCUCACCUAUGAAGGUUCUGUGGAUUUGGAUGCUGUCGAUGAUCCUUUGCAACGAAAGGCCAUUGAAACACAAAUUAGCAACUUUGGUCAAACUCCAUCUCAACUCUUCAAGAAACCUCAUCCACAACGCUUGGCUAAGCCAACCAUUCCCAAACCAGAAUGGAAGCCCAACGCCUUUGUUCCAAUCUUCUCAUCGAGUAUUGCAAGUGUGACAACAGGAGGAAGUAGUAACGAUCUAUUGUUUGUACAACACAUCAAGUCCGAAGAUAAGGUGGUGGUUGUGGACUGUAAUCGACAACUCUUCCAACUCUCCAAGCUCAAACCAAAACCAACCUUAAUUGCCACAGUUGGAUCUCCCUUCGCCAAAGAUGAAAAUGCAAACUUCUCCAACUUUGUGUGCAGUAAGGAUGGAAAAUGGAUUUUCAGUUGUGGACAUUUCGAUAAGAGUAUCAAAUGCUCUGCCAUGUUUGAUAAGCUCAUUGUAAAACAAAGUAUUUUCCACCACACUGAUAUUGUGACAUGUCUUGCCAUGACCUCUGAUGGUAAAUUCCUUGUCAGUGGAUCAGCAGAUGCCACUGUCAAUGUUUAUGGCAUUAAUUACAUGAAAUUGAAACGUAACGCGCUUCGAAAUCAAGUGAAAGAUUUGAUGGCGAAUGUGAAUUUGGGAACUGCUGCAAGCGAUCCACUCACCGAUCAACCUCUCUGUAUUCUGUAUGGACACGAAGCAUCUGUACUUUGUGUCGAUGUCAGUGCUGAUUUGGACAUUGUCGCCAGUGGUGAUUCGGAUGGAUGUGUUUUGAUUCAUACUCUCUCAGAAGGAACCUAUAUUCGAACGAUUGAACAUCCUCUCCGUAACACUCUUCAUAUUGUGAAAAUAUCUUCAGACGGCCACUUGUUAAUGCACUCUGAAACCGAUUGCAGUCUUCACCUCUUCACCAUUAACGGAAAGCACAUUAAGAGUUUAGAUGUCAAUGAUCGAUUGAAAUCCAUAGAAAUUACUCCAGAUGCCAAAUAUGCCAUUUGUGGAGGCAUCAAAAAACAAGUCACGAUUCGAAGAUUGUAUGAUCUUGCCGAAUUACACACCUUUGAAACAUGUACGAGUGAAAUUAAGGCCAUUACAUUGGCUCACCCUACUGAAGAGUAUUAUCGUGAAGUUGUGGUUGCUCUUGCCGAUGGUACUGUACAUUUCUAUCCCAUUGAUCCUGAUCUUCUCGAUGCACCACGAGAGGAAUAUGAUAGUGAUACUGAAAAUGCUCUGAAUCAUUCCUAUCAAUUAGUUUAA
Molecule: messenger RNA, 1941 nt
Organism: Naegleria lovaniensis
Lineage: Eukaryota; Heterolobosea; Eutetramitea; Acrasida; Naegleriidae
Exons: 2
Coding region: 1-1941 (646 amino acids)
Biological process (GO): intracellular protein localization
Cellular component (GO): membrane; cytosol
Molecular function (GO): protein kinase binding
Source: RefSeq, a predicted model, not a curated record